Sphaerodactylus townsendi is the source of this 968-nucleotide messenger RNA. RefSeq names its product actin binding transcription modulator (gene ABITRAM). Gene Ontology annotation, molecular function: actin filament binding; actin monomer binding. The record is from RefSeq and is a predicted model, not a curated record. Bases 94 to 606 code for a protein of 170 amino acids. Gene Ontology annotation, cellular component: dendrite; lamellipodium; filopodium tip. NCBI's taxonomy places the organism in Eukaryota, Metazoa, Chordata, Lepidosauria, Squamata, Sphaerodactylidae. Gene Ontology annotation, biological process: regulation of actin filament polymerization; regulation of filopodium assembly; dendrite morphogenesis. The transcript is spliced from 6 exons.
CGAGGUGGGCGGGGCCGCGGCCCUUGGGCGGUUGCUCGACGGACAGCCCGCGCGGCCAAUCGCGCGUCUCGUGCACUCCCGCCCGUCACGGCAAUGGCGGCGGCUCCCGGCCUGGCGGAGCGCUACUUCACCCGCUGGUACCGGCCAGACGUGAAGGGGCGCGCCGGGGAGGACCACUGCGUGCUGCAGCACUCGAACAGAAUUUGUGUCAUUGCUCUUGCAGACGCCCAUCCGCUUUUGCAGAAGGGAAAAGUAAUUGAGAGAAUCAGCUACCAGAUCAGCGCAAAUUGUAGCAGGCUGCAGAACAAAGUCUCUGGAAAGUCGAAACGGGGUGCUCAGUUUCUAACAGAACUUGCUCCUCUGUGUCGCAUUUUCUGCUCUGAUGGAGAAGAAUAUACCAUAUACAGUUGCAUAAGAGGAAGAUUGAUAGAAGUGAACGAAAGCAUUCUCAGCAAUCCAUCUCUGCUUCAGCAAAAGCCUUUCACAGACGGAUACAUUGCAGUUGUACUACCAAAGUUUGAAGAAAGCAAAAGUAUCACUCGGGGGCUCCUGACACGGGAAGAGUAUGAAGAGGUCUUGUCAAAACGUUUCAAUUCUACUUCAUAACGACCUAGUUCUACAACAGCCUGCUGAACAACUACUUAUUUUGUAGUGGAAAUGUGGAGGGCAGAUUCCAGCAUCUCCUCCUGUGACAAAAUGAGUUACAGGGAUGCUACUUAAGGGAACAACAGAGACUGAGUACAGGAACCCUCCAUUUAUUACAUUCAUGUGCUUGACAUUUUGCUGAAUGUUAACCGUACACACAUCAGGGAGUGCCCUUUUAAGCGAGUGUAUGCAGGGCUGAGCACCACCAUCAGAGUCAGCUGGAUCCUGCCCUUAAAAUACUGCACCAGAGUCCAGGAGGCCAGUGCUGAAAUACCCUCUUCUUUACACGCUAGGAGAUUCUGACGCUAAUAAACAUUUCUUUU